AUGGAUCACCUCCGUGAUUCUCUGCUGAGCUCUCUGCCUAGAGACACACCUUCCACCGCAACGAUCGACCAUGCUCGCAGAGAUCAGGAAGGUACACGCCAACUCCCCCAAGGCCACAUUCAUUCCCUGUGGUAUAUGUAUUACGAACUUGGCAAAGCAGUCUCCUCGGAAUCACCUGGGCACGAGGGACUAGUCCUCGAUAUCCUCCGCAUUCAACGGAUGGGGCCGUUGACUAGACCUGCACGCGGAAAUGAUCUCCCCUUCUUCGUUGGCGAUAUGACCAAUUUCUCGGUCAAUCACGCUGCUUCUAUGUCGGUAACACACCGUCUCAACUUCGCAGUCUUCCUGGCUAAACUUGCAUCCACUCGUGUCGCUAAGGAUAGGCUGUGCCAAGUUGCUCUUCUGAUCUUCCGUACUCUCUUUGAAAGCCCUCAAGCACUUCCCACCGGGGAAGAGUCAAAGGAGGAAGACAUUAAUCGAGGUACGAAGCAGCUUGAGGUCUUUCAUCUGUUACCAGCUGCCGUUGCUUGGCUGAAAAUAGCAAGCCACAACCUCCUUUUGCUAUCAGAAGUGUGUUGGAACGGCUGCCCUAGCCACAUCAGCAAGGGUGGUGAGAAAUUCCUCGAAUCGCAGCUCGGACAGCGAUCACCUGCCGGACUCUCGCCAUGGAGAUACAUGUUCUGGCUGAAGCGACUUCAUGAGAUUCAGGAAGAGGCUAAGGAUGCCCACAAGAAAGCCCUGGCGGAGCCUGCCGCUUAUGGCAUCCAGUACAUGAUCAACACGCUCAAGUAA
Molecule: messenger RNA, 792 nt
Organism: Aspergillus pseudotamarii
Lineage: Eukaryota; Fungi; Ascomycota; Eurotiomycetes; Eurotiales; Aspergillaceae
Product: DUF3632 domain-containing protein
Exons: 3
Coding region: 1-792 (263 amino acids)
Source: RefSeq, a predicted model, not a curated record